This is a messenger RNA of Drosophila virilis, 3326 nucleotides long. RefSeq names its product coiled-coil domain-containing protein 170. The record is from RefSeq and is a predicted model, not a curated record. Lineage: Eukaryota; Metazoa; Arthropoda; Insecta; Diptera; Drosophilidae.
CACGUGUUUAGAGGCCCCGCCCAUUUUUGGGGUCUUAUGUAUCGUUAUUUAUGCGCCUGGCAACUGGUAGGCGCAUAGCCUUUCGAGCAUUAGACUGUUGCCAGGCAAAUAGAGAGAAUAGUAGAAAUUCUACACGGUCGAAAAGCAGCUAGAAACUCGGGCGUCGUUUUGAACAUAAAAUAUUUCUUUAGCUUUUUUUGUAGUCGUAAUGCCGGCGAAUCUGCGGCCCGACACGGAUGGCAAUACACCCGAGGAUUGGCAUGUCUUUGAGCUUCUUUGUGAAAAGUCAUCGUCUGAGUCUGGCUCAUUGCCAAUGUCGCCACCAGCUCCAGCUCCAGCUCCAGCUCCAACUCCAUUGACAACCGUUGUACACUCCUGCGCUCUGCUGGACAGUUCGUGCGGCAAUGCGGGGAUCACAGUUACCGAGCAUCAUCAUGGGAUCGAUUUGACGACGACGUUGCGCAGUGAAUUGGCCGCCUUGUCAUACAAAAAGGAGCGUCUCACUGGCGAGCUGGCAGAGACACGCAGCGCCUUGUGUAGUCGCGAAUCGGAUGUGGAGAAUCUGCGUGCGCAGGCGGCACGCCAGACGGCAUUGAUAGCCUCCCUACAGAGCCGCCUGCAGUCAGCCGAGCAGCGGGAGCAGUCGGUUCAGGCGCGCUGCGAUGCCACCAUACAGACUGUACAGCGUGAGAAGCGCAGCUCGGAUGAGCGCAACAAGGAGCUGUUGUGCAAGCUGCAGCAGCUGGAGCAGCACGCCGCCAGCGAGCAGUCGCACAAGGAGCAGGCCAAGGCGCAGCUGCACGAGCUUCUGCGCCGCCUGAGCGCCUGCCUGGGCCUGGAUGUGUGCGAGAGCCAGGACGGACAUGCCACGCCUGAGUGUGUGGUGUCCCGAGUGGAGGAGCUGAUGCUCGAGCUGCAGCGCGCUAAGGCCAAGGUGCAGUCCACCUGCGACACGCUCAGCUCCUGCGAGAACGAACUGCUCAACCUGAAGUCGCUGGCGAACAUCGAGAAGCAGCGUCUGAGUGCCCAACUGGACGGCGCCGGCAAUCACAAUCACGAGCUGGAGGGGCGUUGCCGCCAGUACGAACGGGACUUGCAAUUGCAGCGGGAUCGUCUUACCGAGUCGGAGAUCAGCGGCGAGAAGCUCAAGGAGGAGCUGCGCGGCUUCGAGUCGCGCUGUCAUCGGUUGCAGAACAAUUUGGAUCGCAUCCAGAGCGAUCGGCUCCAGUUUCUGCGCGGUCUCAGCCAUCUGGUGAAUGUGUCCGAGCCCUGCGAGACGUUGAUCAAGGACAAGCUGCGCGAGCUGCUCGACGAGAAUCAGGGCCUGCAGGCGCAACUGCACUCGCUGCGCGCUCAGCUGAGCAGCGAGCAUGAGAAAUUGAAGGAGGCACACGAGUCCAGCGAGUGCCGUCUCCGCUCUGGUGAAGCCCAAAAAUGCGAGCUGGCCGAGCGCCUGGAGAAAUGCCAUGCAGAAAUUCACACGCUGCGCAAGGAUCACAUGGGCCUGGCCGACUACCUGCAACGGCUGGCCAAUGCGCUCAACUGGAGCGAGUGCACCGCGCCGCCCGCCCUGGGCACCGAUACCAAUCUCAUGGCGGAGAGUCUGCUGGAGCGUGCCGAGCGUCUGGCCGCGCACUGUGAGCACGAGCUGGCUGUGGUUAGCCAGGAGAAGGGCUGCUGCGACCAUCAUCAUCAUCCGCAUCAUCAUCAUCAUCACCAUCAGCAUGGGCAGGGCAAGCUGCGACGCGAGCGCUCCUGCCAUGAUCUGCCGCUCAAGGAGAGCAGCAGCGUGUACACUUUGCAGCGUCGAGUACGUGUUUUACGCGAGCAGGUGCAGCGCCGAGAUCUGCAUCUGGAGCUGCUGCGCCGCAAGCUGGCCAUCAUCGAGGAUGGGGCUCGGGGUAAGUGCAUGCUGCAGGGUGAGCGCGACGAGGCCGUUUGCCGUGCUAAAAAGGCAGCCAAGCAGGUCGACAAGCUGAGUGUUCAGCUCGCGGAUGCACGCACCCAAAUCGCCGAGGUCAAGGCCCAGCUCGCUGAGGCCGUGGAAUAUAAGAUCACGGCGCUGGAGCGUGCCCGCAAGAUCGAUGAGUUGAGCACACAAAUCUGCGAUCUGGAAGAUGAGAAGACCAGGCUGUUGUCCCAGCUGAAUGCGAUGAAGGAGCGCAUGAAAUCCGCCUGCGAGUCCAAUCAAAAUCGACGCUGUCGCGACGAGGCGCUAAUCAAUUCGCUGCGUGAUGACGUCAGCCGCCUUAGCGCCCAGCUCUCCGACACUAAUCAACGCCUCUCGCAUUUGCAGUCCUUCCGCACUUCGGUUGCGCGCACCUUGCAUUUGCGGGAUCUGCCCGAAACGGAUCUGCUGCAUCGCCUGCAGGCUCUGUGCUCGGCCCAUCAGGAGUUCACGCUGCUGUCCAAGCGCUAUGAGACUGCCUCGCCCGUCGGCGAUCAUCCUUGCCCGCGUUACGAUGAUCCUGUGCCGCCCACCAGUCACUGCCGCCCGCCCCGUGAACUCAGCCCCACCACGGACAGCCAUCUUCACAGCCAUGCUCACGGGCACGCCUACUCGCACCAGCACCUCCAUGGGCGACAUCAGAGGCAGCGCAGCAAAAGUCGCGACAAACGCUUGCAUGACGAGUGCUUUGACUCGGAUGUGCAUCGCUUGCAUCACGGCUGCAAGGAUCAGCUGCUGGCCAAUAAUUCCGGAGGCAGCUGCGACGAGGACUACGACUUUAAGAGCAAGUACUGUUAGUACUGGAUGUGCUCGGUAUUCCAUAUUCGGAUAUGUUCCAAUCAACUUUUUGGUUUUCAAUCAAUCUUGGAGAUAUAAGUCGAAUAUACCAUAUUAAUAAUCCGGGUUUUCCCCUCAUACAUUAGAUUCACGCACCCAAAAACAGUCAAAAGAUGGCGAUACAGCUAAUGGCCUGUGUCUAUGCUAAGUGCGCAAGGACCAAGUGACUCAUGCAGCAGCUGCCAGCUAUGAAACGCAGUCGUUGAAUGCUGCAUUUUACCUAAGCUACUCACCACCGCAGACGCUGGAAUGCUGGAAUGCGAAUAUCCUAUCAUAUCUUAUGUUCACACACCCAAAAACAGUUAAUAGAUGGCGCUACAGGUAAUGAGUUGUGUCUGUGGUAAAUGCGCGUGCAACAAGUGACUCAUGCAACAGCUUCCAGCUAUGGCACUCAGCCGUUAAAUUCAAAAAUGAAUUUGUGCUGCAUUUUAGCCAAGUUUCCCACCCACGCAGCUGCUGCGCUUAUGCAAAGAGGAAACGCAUUUUCAUUGUCAAUUUUCACAGCUGUCAAAUGGGAAAAUAAAUCAACGGCGACACGCAA